Messenger RNA from Octopus sinensis (East Asian common octopus), 1937 nucleotides. RefSeq names its product ran-binding protein 9. Gene Ontology annotation, molecular function: protein binding. The transcript is spliced from 12 exons. NCBI's taxonomy places the organism in Eukaryota, Metazoa, Mollusca, Cephalopoda, Octopoda, Octopodidae. Gene Ontology annotation, cellular component: cytoplasm. The record is from RefSeq and is a predicted model, not a curated record. The coding region runs from base 73 to 1908 and encodes 611 amino acids. Gene Ontology annotation, biological process: cytoskeleton organization; cell surface receptor signaling pathway.
UUGUUGCCGUCAAUAACUGCUGCUAUUGCUGCUGCUGCUUCAGACAUCCGGGUUUUCUUUAGUUUGGCCCGAAUGAUGGCGUCUAGUUUUGUUGUUGGAAAUUCUUACAACUCGAAAGAUAAAGAAACCCGGAGCUGUAGCGAUCGUUUGAAAUCAUUGUACCCGGCCGUAAAUGAGGAGGAAACGGCACUACCAAGAUCUUGGAGUCCCAAGGACAAAUACACCUACAUUGGGCUGUCACAGAACAAUUUGAGGGUCCACUACAAAGGUAGCGUUGAAAAUACAAGGAUUGGGAAAAUUCCCAAAGAUGCAGCCAGUGUGAGAUCUACCCACCCAAUACCUGCAUCUUGUGGUAUAUAUUACUUUGAAGUAAAAAUUAUCAGCAAAGGAAGAGAUGGUUACAUGGGUAUUGGACUAUCAACACAGGGGGUAAACAUGAAUAGACUACCAGGUUGGGAUAAAAAUUCCUAUGGUUAUCAUGGAGAUGAUGGGAAUUCUUUUUGUUCUUCUGGAACCGGCCAACCCUACGGACCAACAUUUACUACUGGAGAUGUCAUUGGAUGCUGUGUAAACUUGAUUGAAAAUACUUGCUUCUAUACAAAAAAUGGCGUGAAUUUAGGUAUAGCUUUCACAGACUUACCUCAAAACUUGUAUCCCACUGUUGGACUUCAGACUCCUGGAGAAGUGGUUGAGGCAAAUUUUGGACAGUCUCCAUUUGUAUUUGAUAUUGAAGACUACAUGUGGGAAUGGCGUAUGAAGACUAGACUGACCAUAGAAAGAUUCCCAGUUUCGGACCGAAAAGGAGAAUGGCAAACUGCGCUACAAAAAAUUGUCUCGACCUACUUAGUCCACCAUGGCUUCUGCUCCACUGCAGAAGCUUUCGCUAGAUCUGCAGGACAGUCCUUCGAAGAAGAAAUCACUUCAAUAAAAAAUAGACAAAAAAUACAAAAGCUGGUUCUUGCUGGUCGUAUGGGUGAAGCAAUCGACACAACACAUCAGCUUUACCCAGGAUUGUUGGAAAGACGAGCCAACUUACUAUUUAUGCUCAAAUGUAGACAGUUUAUCGAAAUGGUCAAUGGCACAGACAGUGAAGUGCGAGGUGCCGCAAUCCGAAGUCCCAAAUCCCAUGGUGGAAGCAGCCGUUCCAGUCCAAGCAUGAGUCCUAGUCAUCACGGUAGUGGCUACAGUUAUUUAGCUCAUAGGUCUGUGACGCAACAGUCUGUUUCCACUGGCAAUAGCCCAAAUAGAAAUCUAAUUAACAAAGGGCACAGUUCUGGCUGUCCCCAAAAUAACGAUCCCCAAGCAUUGUCUGAAUCAGACAUGAAUGCUGCUAAUGCUGCCAUGAAUGGAAGCAACAAUAACAAUGUCCCAUCAAGACUUAUUGAAAAUGAAGAUGUUGAAAUGAGUGAUGGGCUCUCCUCCUCAGGAAAUGGUACCAUGAGCAAUGGUACUGCUGAAGUUACAUAUGCUAAUGGAAAUACAUGUGAUGAUUAUGAUGAUACAGAAGACAUGGAAGUGGAUUCCCCCUCGCAGAAGCGACAGCUGUGCGGUGGUAGUCAAGCAGCAAUUGAGAAGAUGCUACAAUUUGGUCGUGAGCUUCAGGGGAUGAGCCUGCAGUUACGGAGACAGUAUGGCAAGAAUGAGACCAAUAAAAGAGCUUUGUUGAACGCCUUCAGUCUGUUAGCUUAUGCAGAUCCUUGGAACAGUCCUGUUGGCUAUCAACUAAAUCCAGUACAAAGGGAACCUGUAUGUGCAGCACUUAAUAGUGCUAUCUUAGAAUCAUAUGGACUUCCAAGACAACCCCCACUUGAAGUGGCUAUUGGUCAAGCCACAGAAUGCAUGAAGCUAAUGUCAAAAGCUGGUGUAGGUUCUUGUGCAUUUGCUGGCAUUCAGGACUACCUACACUGAUAGUUAAUGAUUAAACUUUAAAAAAUCAU